Molecule: messenger RNA, 4314 nt
Organism: Loxodonta africana (African savanna elephant)
Lineage: Eukaryota; Metazoa; Chordata; Mammalia; Proboscidea; Elephantidae
Gene: ZXDC
Product: ZXD family zinc finger C
Exons: 10
Coding region: 52-2661 (869 amino acids)
Biological process (GO): regulation of transcription by RNA polymerase II
Cellular component (GO): nucleus
Molecular function (GO): transcription coregulator activity
Source: RefSeq, a predicted model, not a curated record
UCGAGCUUCCGCCGCGGCUCCGGUGUCCGACGCCGCUUUAGGGCUCAGAAGAUGGACUCCCGCGGGCUGCCAGUCGCUCGGGCCGCGCGUGGAGGCCCACACGGAGGCCUCGGCCCCGGCCCCGGCCCCGCCUGGUUUCGCCGGCUCAGCCCGGGCCCCACUCGCCGCCGGCUGCUACUGCUGUGCGGCUCCGAAGAUGGCGGACCCGGGCCACGGCGCGAGCAGGCCCCGGCGGGCCCGGAGCUGAGCUCGCCGGCUACGGAGGACGCCUCCCGCGACGGCUCCUUCGUGGUGCUGCUGGAGGUGGCGCGCGGCGCCGCCGAGGGCCCCGGGCGGGCGCGGGCCGGGCGCGUCGUGGGUCCUGCGGGCCGCCCCGGGCAGGGCCCCAGCGGCCCGGCCGCCGGCCCCGCUGCGGCCUUGGCGGGCGCCGUCACCGUCGCCGGCCAGGACCUGCUGGUGCGCCUCGACAACGGCGUCUUCACGCUGGCCUCGCCGCCGCCGCCCGGGAGCCCGCCAGCGCCGCCCGGCGCCCUGCUCCUGGGCGAAUCGGCCGCCCCCGCCCCGGCGCCGAGCCAGGACGCCGCGAGCGCCGCCGAGGGCCGCCGCGGGAGCGCGGGCGCGCCGGGCUACCGCUGCCCGGAGCCGCAGUGCGCGCAGGUCUUUGCCAGGAAGCAUCAGCUCAAGGUACACCUGCUGACCCACGGAGGCAGCCAGGGCCGACGACCCUUCAAGUGCCCGCUGGACGGCUGCGGCUGGGCUUUCACCACCUCCUACAAGCUCAAGCGACACCUGCAGUCGCACGACAAGCUGCGGCCCUUCGGCUGCCCUGUGGGUGCCUGCGGCAAGAAGUUCACCACCAUCUACAACCUCAAGGCGCACAUGAAGGGCCACGAACAAGAGAACUUGUUCAAGUGCGAGGUGUGCGCCGAGCGCUUCCCCACGCACGCCAAGCUCAGCUCCCACCAGCGCAGCCACUUUGAGCCCGAGAGACCCUACAAGUGUGAUUUUCCCGGCUGCGAGAAGACAUUUAUCACGGUGAGCGCUCUCUUCUCCCACAAUCGAGCCCAUUUCAGGGAACAAGAGCUGUUUUCUUGCUCCUUUCCGGGAUGCAGCAAACAGUAUGACAAAGCCUGCCGGCUGAAAAUACACCUGAGAAGUCAUACAGGUGAAAGACCUUUUGUUUGUGACUCUGAUAGUUGUGGUUGGACCUUCACCAGCAUGUCUAAACUCCUAAGGCACAAAAGGAAACAUGAUGAUGACCGGAGGUUUACCUGCCCUGUGGAAGGCUGUGGGAAAUCAUUCACAAGAGCAGAACAUUUGAAAGGCCACAGCAUAACCCACCUAGGCACAAAGCCAUUUGAGUGUCCUGUGGAAGGGUGCUGUGCUCGAUUCUCUGCGCGCAGUAGUCUGUACAUUCACUCUAAGAAGCACCUCCAGGAUGUGGACACUUCGAAAAGUCGCUGCCCGGUCUCCAGCUGUAAUCGACAGUUCACAUCCAAACACAGCAUGAAGACUCACGUGGUCAAACAGCACAACCUGCGUCAAGAUCUCUUGUCUCAGCUAGAAGCUGCAAGUUCUCUUACACCUAGCAGUGAACUUACCAGCCCAGGACAAAGGGAGCUCAAUAAUAUAGACCUUGUGUCUCUCUUCUCUAAUGCAUCUAGUGAUAAUAAUAGUUCAGCAGUUACAUCGGACAUGGCAUUGGUGAACUCUGGAAUCUUGACUGUUGAUGUUACUUCUGUGAACUCAUCUCUGGGGGGGAACCUUCCUGUUAACAGCAGUUCCUUGGGACAGAUGGACCCACUGGUCCUGGUGGCCAACAGUGACAUUCCUUCCAGUCUGGAUAGCCCUCUCAUGCUUGGGUCAACAGCCACUGUUCUUCAGCAGAGCAACCUAAAUCCAGAUGUUGUGCAACCUGUAAGAGCAGAAGCGUUAGGUUCUGUGGUGUCUCUGCCUGUGAAGAACUUGAGUCAAGACCUACAGGCUUUGAGCUCCAGCAACAAUUCAGCAUUGAACAAAUCCACACCAACCCCUUCAAACAGCCCCAAUGGAAACAGCCACGUCCCAGAACUGCGGGCUCCAAUCAAAGUGGAACAGAACUCACCUCCUGGCCCAGAAGUUGGGCUGCAGGAAAGAGGCAGAGUGCUCUCCAACCCAGCAGAAAACUGCAGUGCUCAGAAAGACACAGACCUCAGUGCAGUGCCUGGAAACUUGUAUCUGGAAAGUGGGGGCUCAGCAAGAACUGAUUACCGAGCCAUUCAACUAGCCAAGAAAAAAAAGCAGAGAGGAGCUGGGAACACUGCAGGAUCCUCAGGGCCUGCUCAAAGAAAAAUAAAAGGUGACAAAAUCAGUCCUCACCUCCACGCAAACCAGAGCAGUUGGCGGUGUGGGGAUGUUGUAGUGCCACGCAGAGGCCUGAUGGGACCAGAGCCAGCGGCCGGGGUGCGGUGUGUUCAGGUCCAGCUACUGCAGGAUGAUCCCUCAGGUGAAGGAGUCUUGCCAUUCACACUCAGCUUGCAGCCCCCCCUGCUCCGUCCCCUGCUCACCGUGGACUUGCCCGUCUACGUCCUCCAGGAGGUGUUCCCAGCUUCGGAGGAUGCCGCUAGCCCUGAGGCUGCACAGUUUGCCAGAAGCACCAUCAACCUCCAGGACUUACAGUGAGAACACUGGCUGCGGGAGCCCCUGAAGACUCAAUUAGAUGGUCCUGCUGGCGUGGCUAGGACUCCCACUCAGCUUCUGCUCCAGAGUCUGGCCUAAUUCUUCAGAAAACUUUUUGGUACAUUUAUGGAAAGCGUUUUUCUUACAUUUUAUCAGGAAUCAGUCAGGGGCUAUGCUGUUUGAAUGUGCCCUGUACAGAUGCAGUGCUUUGGGAUGUUGGGCUCACGUCCAGAGAGGCUCGUGUUGGGUCCUCACCAGCCACCCACGCACAACAUCCUUUCUUUCCUGCAUGGCCUGGGCUGUACAGCCCUUGUUGCAUCAGAAAGAAAAGGGAAAAGACGUCUGUAGGAAUAGGUAGAGUUCAGGUCUUCCAGUCGAAUAUAGCUUUCUCUGUAGUAAACCAGAUGAGGUCUGUUAGCUUCAGUGUUUUAGUGUUUUGCCCGAGAGGUACCUAGAAAGACCAUUUUCCCUGAGAGCUCAUGUAACAGGCCACCCCCCAGUCACGGGGACGGUGUUUGUGGUCAGGCAGAUUUUGCCAUGUUGUCAGGUGGAAGUGGCCACGUCAACAGGGAAGCUAAAUUGUAGUCCACAUUCUUGGUGUGAAAGCAGACCAGGCAGGGCCAGGCAGGUGCAGGACCAGCAUGCAGCCCAUUUGGGAGGUAGUUGUGGUGAGUGCAGCUGGCUGUCAUUGGACCUGAGUGAGCCCUCUUCAUAGGCCCCGUCUAUUGUUCAUAGUUUGGGUGCAGUAGAGUUAACACUUUUAAAAUAAUCUUUCUAAAUUCUGUUGUUGGGUAUUAAUGUUUAAUGAUAAUUUGACAGUGGUUUAUACAGUGAUGUUCUGAAUACUAUAAAUUAUGUAUAGGACUGUAAUGAUGUACGUGUAUGUUUUUAUUGUUGAGGUUGAAGAUGUGCAUAUACUACGUCAAGGUAUAUUUUUACAGAGUAAGGUCUGUCUUGAAAAAGACAAGUUGAUAAUCUUGCACAUAUUUAUUUGUUAAUUCCAGCUGAUGGGAUGGACACAGGGUCAUUCAGAAAUGCUUUUAUGCCUUGUGCCUUUCGAAGUGGCUGAUUGUUCAACAGAUGCCGUUUUGGUUCUCAGACUGGAGUCAUCCAGACUCUUCCAGUUCUGUUUGUUUCUUGAAUUUGGGGCUUUGGCUUUUUGGAAUGACUCCAGCAUUCUCUGUGAUUCCUCUCUGUCUUGCAGAGGUGCAUCUGCCCAGGCUGCCUCUGCCUGCAAGAAUUAAAACGCCAUUUGUAAAUGGUUCUUUUCCACAGACAUCUGUGCUGCAUCACAGACUGAAGUUCAGGGCUUGAAUGUGCCUACCUGGUCCUUGCCCCAGACCUCCUAAGGCUGACAGAUAGUGACCCCCUCUCUCUGGGGAGACAGGCACCCCCUGCUGGCGUGGUUGUGGGCCCUGUGCGGCCUGAUGGGCCCCCUCACACCUCCCCUCCCGAAGGGAGGAGGGUCUGGGCCACAGGAGUGCUUCCUCUCAGAGGUGUUGUUUGGAUCUCUUUCCUGCCCAUGCCUUGGGGAACACACACCACAAAUGAUUGGGGUGGGCUGUUAGCCUCUUGUGGGCACUGAGGUUCACUACUGGCAAUGGGCCCAACUCCCAGUGCAAAUGAAUAAAAGUUUUUGUAUAGUCACACACCAAA